Paramecium tetraurelia is the source of this 1755-nucleotide messenger RNA. RefSeq lists its product as uncharacterized. NCBI's taxonomy places the organism in Eukaryota, Ciliophora, Oligohymenophorea, Peniculida, Parameciidae. The record is from RefSeq and is a predicted model, not a curated record. The transcript is spliced from 4 exons.
AUGAGUGAAAGUCCGCAUUCAUUGAAAGCCAAAAUUCAAUUCUUGCAUCAGGAGAACCAAUAGUUGAGAAACUUUAUAGAGGAUCUACAGACUGUCAUUAAAUUGAAUAAGUAGUCAAUGCGUUCUAUGAUUGAUCAAGAUGAUACUAUUCCUAUACCAAAUUAAAAAGCGGGUGUUCGAGAGAAUGAAAACACAGUCAAGGCACUUAAAUUAGUCCUUGAAGAACAACAAAAGGAAAUCGGUCAUUUGAUGUCAUCCCUCGAAAAGGUGCAAAAGGAGAGAGAUUUUGCUUAAGGCAAAGCCCUUAUUUCAGAGGAGAUUACCUAUGCUGCCGAAAAGAGUGAGAAGAAACUCAUUGCUGAACUCGAGUCUACUAUUUAUGAACUCAAACAUACAAUCAGUUAAUAAGCCUAAAAAUUAGGUUAAUUUGAAAAGAAGGCAGAUUAAGUUGAUGAUACCACUGGAGUCAUGAUAAGAUAUAGGGAUGUUAUAAACCCCAAUUCAGCCACUAUUUUACUUCAUGAAGAAAUGGAAACUUUGCAUUAAUUGAUAGUGAGAUUAUAAUUAUAAGUUAAUUAUUUAAAGAGCAUACAACUAAAAUUAGUGACCCUUAUUAACAAGGUAAUCACCAAUUUAUAGAUGAAAAAUUAAGUGAUAGAUUAGGAUGAGGAUUACGAAAAGGCUUAACAUGAAUUUUUAGAAAUCUUAACUUAAAUUUAAUGUAAAUAGAAUAUUCGAUCUCGAUUACCCACUGUAGAUUUGCCAGCUAGAAUAAAUUCGAUCUAAUCUCCUAUGAAUACAGAUAUGAUGCAUUCUCCAGUGCUCUCUCCUUUCCCUGUCAAAGCACCUCAAGUUUAAAAAAAAAACUAUUAAAAUUUGAAUUAAACCUUUGAUGUAGCCAUUAAUGAUUCAUAUCAAUAAUGCGCAAAACAAGAAGACCCCAAAAAGAAUAUUUCUCGAGUGCCUAAGUUGAAUCUAGCCAAAGCCUUUCAAAUUCAAUAAAUCAACGCCAAAAGAUCAACCCAAUAAAUCAAAUUAACUGAGGAUUAAUUAUAGCAUAGAGUUCGUAAACUUGAACAGGAACUAGAGGAAACCAAGAAGAAUCUACAAAGAGAAAUGAUUUUAUGCAAACAUUAUGAAAUAGAAAAUGAAUCUUUAAAAAGGUACAUAAAACAAGUAGAGGCAAAUAAUGAUAUUUUGGUCAAAUCCAAUCUAAAUCUCAAUCAAAAAUGGGAGAAAAUAUAAAAAAGCUUUAUGUACUACAAAACAUUUUUUGUAGAGCAUAAGGAUUAAUUUGCUCAAUUGUAAAUAUUGGUUUAAUCAGAAAAGGAAAAAGCUAUAUCAUAAGAGGAUUACAAUGAAUUUGGCUUCAAUUCUGCCCGUGUAAGUCAUGCCAGAGUAGAUUAGGCUUAAAGGAAGAAGACUUUAUUAGAUUAGACCAUCACUUCCUAUGUUCCUUUGUAUUAGGAAUCUUUAAUGGAUAUAGAGACUCACUUAGGAAGAGUCAAUUAAUCUUUAACCUAUAAUCAGAACAAUAUAAUUAAUUCAAGUUAUGCCAACGAGAAUGAUGGUGAAUUGGCAACUGUUUACUUAGAUAAAAAUGAGAUUUCUAUGGAAAAUCCUGAUUGGAGAAACAAUCUCAAAAAAGAAUGGACUAAACUAGCUACCUAAAUUCAUUCUGCAUAACCUAAAAAUCUAAUACAACAAAUAAAGUAAUCCUUGCCAAUUCAAAAAUUGUAAAAUAUUAAAUCAUGA